Molecule: messenger RNA, 474 nt
Organism: Mucor mucedo
Lineage: Eukaryota; Fungi; Mucoromycota; Mucoromycetes; Mucorales; Mucoraceae
Exons: 3
Coding region: 1-474 (157 amino acids)
Source: RefSeq, a predicted model, not a curated record
AUGAGAAAAGUCCAGAAAGACGAAGGCGAAAGGGACUACCUUGCUGACGCCCUUUUCAAGUUGUUUGACUAUGAGCAGCUUGAAGUCUUACUUCUUGAAACAUCUGGCCCAUACAAGAACACCAACACCACCAAAAUCGACUAUGACAAUCACAAAGGAAUGUACGGCUUGUUAGCCAUGCUUAAGGAAAUUGCCAGUACAUACAAGUUUGCAAAUAUCCAAUCUUUUUACGAUGUCAAGGUUUUUUUCGUGCAGGCUGCCAACAAAUUCCAUUGUCCCUUUGAUACAAUUCCUUUGGAAUUUGAAAGGAAAAUUAGAAGAUUUAGUCGAAAACCUGAACAAGGUCAAGGAAGAGCAUCAAAUAAUCAAAAAAGAGUGGAUUAUGUCAACCCUCAACCUGUAAAGUUGACUGAAAGAAAACAUUCGGCUGGAAUGUCUUUAUACGGCCCGUUCAGCUCACCUGAGCAUUAUUGA